Molecule: messenger RNA, 2583 nt
Organism: Uranotaenia lowii
Lineage: Eukaryota; Metazoa; Arthropoda; Insecta; Diptera; Culicidae
Product: myogenesis-regulating glycosidase-like
Exons: 6
Coding region: 386-2383 (665 amino acids)
Biological process (GO): carbohydrate metabolic process
Molecular function (GO): hydrolase activity, hydrolyzing O-glycosyl compounds
Source: RefSeq, a predicted model, not a curated record
UGGGGGAGCCGCUUUAGGGCGGGUCGCUAUAAAAUCAUAAAGCAAAGAGGCAGUUUGUAACAAACGCGAUUAUCUGACCGAAUAAUGUGUGCCAUAAAUCAACCGAAUGAUCGAAAACAAGCCUGUGGUGACAGUUUUGUGCCGCCCGCCGGCGGCGUGUGUAAAAAAAAUGCAACGCCACUGAUGAUUUGAGUUCUGUUUUCCAUUAACGAACAAAAACCGCGGAUCAGUGCCGAUAGUGAUAUUCCUAUAUUUACGUAUUAAAUUUACAAAACAAAUCGAUUAAGCUGAGACGAACGAACGUGAUGUGUCUUCUUUUGUGAGUCUACUAGAGAGAGAGAGAGUGACGUUUAAAUUAGUGAGAGAAUCAGAAAAUUAAAGCGAAAUGGCACUAAAAGUGACGCGAAAGUGCUUACUGUACUCGGUGCUCGGGGCAGUAGUGGUUGCGGUGAUCGUUGGCGUUACCCUGUUCCUGGUGCUUCGGGACGACGAGGACAUCAUGAAGAGCUACAGCUUCAGCAGCAGCGGUGUCGAGGUGCGGUUAGAGGAACAACCGGAUCAUCGAUAUGUGCUGAAUUUGGUGAGAGGUGGCGUUUCCAUUCAGCGAGUGACCCUGGAUUACGACUUCACCGAUGAUUCAGAGAUCGAAACCAUUCCGAAGGGUUUACGGUUGGAAGGUGGUGGUCAGCGGUUAGAGAUCAAGGACAUCGAGGAUUCGCAAAACUUUUCGUUCCUCAGCGUAACUCGGACGCUUCAGAAGGGACAAAUCAUAUCCGAUGUGAUCCAUACCAAUGAAAAGGUCAACGGAAAGGAUGUGAACUGGUACGGUGGACCAGAACAGAUGGAGCAGUACUAUCCGAUUCAGCAUCUGCGUUUCGAUGAUUAUGCCUAUGUUCCGAAGGAGUUGCACAGUGCUGCCAUCGUUGAGCGUUAUUGGUUGAGUUCCCAGGGUGUGUUCUUCUACGUAGAGAAGGAGGUCCCACUGUUCAUCGAUCAAGAUGAGCAAAGCCUACGCCUGACGGCUAAGAAAGAGCUACCGUACUACACCUACGAUGAAUCUUUCGAGUUCAACUAUCGCAUCGGCAUUGCCAAAGACGCUAAGGAGGCACACAUGAAAGCCGUAGAGAGGAUCCUGAACAAACCGGUGGGCAUUCCUGAUGAACGUAUGGUACGCCAUCCGAUCUGGUCAACGUGGGUACGCUACGGACGACCCAUCAAUCACCAGACCAUACUAGACUUCGCCAAAGAAAUCAACGACUACGGUUUCAAGAACGCCCAACUGGACAUUGACGAUUUCUGGGAAACGUGCUACGGUUCGCUGAUCUUCAACUCGAUCACGUUCCCUAAUGUUACGGAACUGACCGAACAGCUGAAGGAAAUGGGUUUCCGAACAACUAUGUGGAUUCACCCGUUUAUCAACAAAAACUGCCAGCCCUGGUACACCGAAGCGCAGUCUAGAGGAUUCCUAGUGCAAUCGCACAAUGAAACCAUCGGAUACAACACCAAGUGGUGGAACAGCGGGGAGAACGAGGCUUCGUACAUCAACUUCAACAAUCCGGCAGCAGUGGAUUGGUACCGACGACGUUUGCAGGAGCUACGGGACGAGGGUAUCGACAGCUUCAAGUUCGACGCCGGCGAAACCAGCUGGGCACCGCUAGAUCCGAUCGUGGAGGGUCCAAAAGCUCUCCUCCCCUCUAGUAUGACCACCAACUUUGUUCGUAUGUGCGCCGAGUUUGGACCGAUGAUUGAGAUCCGAACCGGCUGGACGACGCAGGAUUUACCGGUGUUCGUACGAAUGCUGGAUCUGGACACCCGGUGGGGUAUGAACAACGGGCUGCAGUCGUUAAUUCCGACGCUCAUUCAAAUGAACAUGAAUGGCUAUCCGUUCGUGCUGCCGGAUAUGAUCGGUGGAAAUGUUUAUGGUGAUGACAUUCUGACCAAGGAACUGUUCCUGAGGUGGUUGCAGGCUAAUACUUUCAUGCCCAGCAUGCAGUUUUCCAAGACGCCGUGGGAUAUUGAUAACGAGAGUGUGGAAAUCACCAAGAAAUUUGUAGAUCUUCAUGAAACCUACUCCGACUACAUCCUGCAACGGAUGCGACUAGCAGUUGCCGAAGGUACUCCCGUUAAUCCGCCGAUCUGGUGGUUGGACCCCGAAGACGAUGUGGCCCAGAGAAUUCCCGACGAGUACCUUCUCGGCGAGGACAUCCUGGUGGCGCCGGUGAUAACCGAGUUUGCCAAAUCACGGGACGUGUACCUUCCCAAGGGUACGUGGCGUGAUGGCAACAACAACCAGGUAUACGAGGGACCGCGUUGGCUGAACAACUACCAGGCCCCGAUGGACACGUUGCCCUACUUUAUCAAGACUUCAUUCCAAAUGAGGUAGAUUCGCGUAAUGGGGGACCAUUUUUUCCAGUGUUAAUAAUUCAAUUAAAAAAAAAGUGAUACAGAGUGGCACCAAAUUGUAGUAUUGAUUCGUUGUAAAUAUGCAUGUAGUUAGAAAAAUUUCAAUAACAUUCGGAGGAUAAACAAUUUUUAAAAGGCUUUCGGGUUGUAAAUAAAGUCAAAGAUCACCUACCUUAGUUG